Antrostomus carolinensis (chuck-will's-widow) is the source of this 533-nucleotide messenger RNA. It is a transcript of the gene ZSWIM1, whose product is annotated as zinc finger SWIM-type containing 1. Lineage: Eukaryota; Metazoa; Chordata; Aves; Caprimulgiformes; Caprimulgidae. The record is from RefSeq and is a predicted model, not a curated record.
AUCCUUCAUCUCCUGCGGCUAAGCUGGAGGCCACAGAAAACCCAGAGGGUGGUGGCGAGGAGGAGAUGCACCAAAGGGCUGAGGAACACAUCCCGCAGCGUUCACAGAGCUCGCUGCCAGGCUGCGCCUCGGCGACCGCGGUGGUUCAGCGGCGUGUGCAGCUGGUGGGCACUGGGGAGGGGGGGAAAGGCCUGUGCACUUGCCACUUCAGCCAGGUCUUCCAGUGCCCCCAGCACGUCCUGUCCGUGCUCGGUUCUGUUCUGAAGACCUUGCAGCCAGAGAUGCUCAGCGGGCAGUGGCAGAAGGGACAUGUUGCCCAUCAGGCUGAGUGAGACAGUGCUGAUGGCCUCUUGGAGGUCCUGAAGAGCUCCUGGAACGAGUCUUUGGAUAAAUCCCUGGCGCUGUCCUUCCUCAUGGCGGAGAUCAGCCGGCUUCUCACCCACUGCAGCCGGGAGGGGUUUGAGCACAGGUACAGGACCUUCUGGGAGCUGGGGGACAGCUGGAUCGGGCCCUGCGUGGAGGUGAAGCUCUAG